Messenger RNA from Phytophthora sojae, 720 nucleotides. RefSeq names its product necrosis inducing-like protein NPP1 type. The transcript has a single exon. NCBI's taxonomy places the organism in Eukaryota, Oomycota, Peronosporomycetes, Peronosporales, Peronosporaceae. The coding region runs from base 1 to 720 and encodes 239 amino acids. The record is from RefSeq and is a predicted model, not a curated record.
AUGAACCUCCGAGGAUUCUUCACCGUCGCCACCAUCGUCGCUGUUUCCACCGCCUCCGCUCAAGCUGAGAUCAUCGACCACGACCAAGUCGUGCCGUUCGCUCAGCCUGAAGCUGUCACGAUCUCCCAGAAGGCCGCAGUCAAGUUCAAGCCGCAGAUUCACAUCACCAACGGGUGUCACCCGUACCCCGCAGCGAACGAGGCUGGCCAGACCAGCGGCGGACUCAAACCCACAGGAGCCCCCAGCAGCUCGUGCAAAGGCUCUGGUUGGGGUUCGCAAGUCUACGGUCGCUCGACCUGGUACAGCGGCAGGUGGGCUAUCAUGUACUCGUGGUACUUCCCCAAGGACUCGCCGUCCACUGGCCUGGGUCACCGCCACGACUGGGAGCACGUCGUCGUGUGGAUCGACAACCCCGACGUGGAGAACCCGACGAUCCUGUCCACGUCUCCGUCGGCCCACAGCGGCUACUCGUACUACGUCCCUCCCAGCGCCGACUCGAUCGACGGCACGAGCGUCAAGGUGAACUACGAGAGCCACUGGCCCAUCAACCACGCGCUCGAUAUGACCUCCGAGAGCGGCGAGUUCCAGGACCUUAUCAUGUGGGACCAGCUCUCGGACGCCGCUCGGCUGGCGCUCAACACGACAAGCUUCGGCAGCGCGAACGUGCCCAUGAACGACGGCAACUUCUUGACGAAGCUCGGUAAGGCCUGGCCAUUCUGA